UCAAAUCAGUAGCGUCGCCGUUGCUGUCGCUUUCAUUUCAUUUGCUGUUGCUUUUAACAAUUCAAUUCAUAUUUGGCGCCGCAACAAAGCGCAACAUAACGCCGGUUGAGUUACUCCUUCGAUAGGCAAAAGGAUCAUUUCCAAAUUGGGUUUCAGGAAACUUUCGACAAAAACAAAAAAAAAAAAAAAAUUGUGAAACUACGGAAAACAACACCAAAGAUGCAUCGAACGGAAAGCUUACAAAGCCUUGCCAAAAUCUUCAUUUUGGCAUUUCUGUGCAGUGAAAUGCAUUCAAGCUUCACACAAUCCAAUGCCGCCGAACAUCCAUUCAAUAACUACCCCAGCAGCAUAAAUGGCAGCGAGACAUUGUUGGAGCAUGCGCGUCAUCAGGCUUCCAUACGUUUGGCCAUCCAGGAUUACAUUUUCGGUGAGGGACACAUAUGUGGUGGCGCGAUAAUAGCCCCCUCCGUUGUGCUGACCGUCGCACAGUGUGUGCAUAAUUACCAGACCCAGACGGCGCGUCACCCGGCUGAACUGAAAGUGGUUAUGGGCACACUGAAUCGUUAUCAACGCGACGAACACACGCUAGUCUAUGGAGUGACUCACGUCCAUCAGCCGAAAACUUUCAAUGCACGCACUUUACGCGAUAACAUAGCGAUCAUAAUGUUGGAGCGGGAUAUUCCACCCGCGCAUCCCACUGUGCAGGCGGCCAGUUUGAGUUGGAAGACGUUCCGCAGCGGUGAAGUGGGAGAAAAUCUGAGCGACGCAAUGAAGCAGCAAACGUAUGAGGUGACCAGCUGGUUCGCUACAGAGAAGCAAAUUCCCUAUACCCAGCUCAUGUCGCUGAAUGCUACACAGUUGAGUGACGCGCCAUGUGUGGAUAAGUUUGGCUCCCUCUACGGACCGGAUAUGGUGUGCAUGGGCUAUCAACAUCUACUAAAAGAAGCUGCUUGUGAGCAAGACGCUGGUGCACCUUUGGUCCAAAACAAUCAGCUGCUGGCGCUCACCGCAAUUCAGAGCGUCGACUGCAAACGGAGUCUACAACCAACUGCUUUCGUCGAUGUCGCUCACCACAGCAAGUGGAUCUCGGAGCAAAUAGGCGAAGGCACAAAUUGUAAUAGUUCCAUAUGGGGUACAUUGGCUUUCUUAAUCUUCACAGUUUGGACGGCGCGGCGUACGAAAUGGUUCAAAUUUUUUCCUUGAAGGAAAAUUCUGACGGGAGAAAUUAGUUUUUAGUUAGUUAAGAUUAAGUGUAGUUUGUUGGUUUUGAAACUAAUCGUACCAAAGUUUUAGGUUAGGUUAAGAAUAAACGAAUUAAGGCUGAAUUUUGUAAUGCUGAAAAUUUUAAUUUUUCUUAUACAUACAUAUUUUUGAAUGUCGAAUUGGAUCUUAUGCUGUGUUUUUGCAACACUUUUACUCACCGAUAUUCAACAGGGAUAGAAGUAAUGAGCAUAAAUGAUUAAUUUUUAACUCGAGUUAACAUCAGAGUCUCGUAUUUCAUGUAUUUUGUUCCAUUUGGUGUGAACAGCUCUUAAGCGAUUUGAUUUUGAUUUUAGCAUAUUUUUAUUUUGAGCAACUGGUUUGAGGCUAAACUUAACUCGAGAAUUUUUUAUGCCCAGAUUUUAACCCAAGUUAAGAUUUAUGCCGAUGUAGGGAAAAUGCGUAAGUACAUACAUUUCGUGUAAGUUCGUUAACUGGGCCUAAGAAAGGGCUUUUCAUAUGCAUCGGUACAAUUUACCCGCAUAUUUUUUGCCUUGUUUGUGAUAAUUUUGAUAAACGAAAUGUGCAUUUUUAUAGAUGUAAGUAAAAAUAAUAAAUGUUAUAGUUAUUAAGUAUGAAGUUGAA
Anastrepha obliqua is the source of this 1845-nucleotide messenger RNA. Its product is annotated as trypsin. Bases 220 to 1203 code for a protein of 327 amino acids. Lineage: Eukaryota; Metazoa; Arthropoda; Insecta; Diptera; Tephritidae. The record is from RefSeq and is a predicted model, not a curated record. The transcript is spliced from 4 exons. Gene Ontology annotation, biological process: proteolysis. Gene Ontology annotation, molecular function: serine-type endopeptidase activity.